UGUGAAUUUCGGAAGAAAACGCUUGCGGCAUAAAUUAUUAUAAAUUAAAUAACUAGGGUUUUAUGGAUAACUAAAAAUGAAUGUAAAUAUUAAACAAAUAAGUUGAUCGUGACAUUGCUACAAGUGCAUACUAAUCGGUAGUGCGCAACGUAAAUACUGUUAUCGUAUGUUCGCAUAAGAGCGAAAGAAAGCUGGUUAUUGGUAUUAGGUCAAUGGUGUAUGCGUGCCGGUAACGUGAGGCUGGGUGCUGACGUCGGCACAGUACGAGACGCGGCGGGUGCGGGCCCGCGGCCAUCAGUUUGCGCCGGUUACAUCGCUCGGUUAACACGUCCCGACUAACUAACGGUCGACGAACAUCGUGAAAGUUACCUACAAAUAUACAAAGAUGGGCGGAAGAGUAGAAAAUGUCGGUAUCCUCGCUAUGGAGCUGUACUUCCCUUCACAAUACGUCGAUCAAACGGAGCUGGAAAAAUUCGACGAAGUAUCUACCGGCAAAUACACGGUCGGACUGGGCCAGCACAAAAUGGGAUUCUGUUCAGACAGAGAAGACAUAAACUCUAUCUGUAUGACAGCGUUACACAGACUUAUAGAGAAGAACAAUAUCAAUCUCCAUGAUAUAGGGAGACUGGAGGUUGGCACUGAGACAAUCAUAGAUAAAAGUAAGAGUGUGAAGACUUACCUCAUGACCUUGUUUGCUGAGGAAGGAGCCACUGAUAUUGAAGGUAUAGACACAACUAAUGCUUGUUAUGGUGGAACUGCAGCUCUGUUUAAUGCUGUGAACUGGGUGGAGUCUUCAUCGUGGGAUGGUAGGAAGGCCAUAGUGGUGGCAGGUGAUAUAGCAGUAUAUGGCAAGGGCCCGGCACGGCCCACAGGAGGUGCAGGAGCUGUGGCUAUGCUUAUAGGUCCCAAAGCACCAUUGGUGCUGGACUGUGGUGUCCGUGCUUCAUACAUGACGCACGCCUAUGACUUCUACAAGCCAGAUCUGGCCUCAGAAUUCCCAUUUGUGGAUGGGAAACUAUCAAUCCAAUGCUACCUCAGUGCUUUAGAUAAUUGUUACAAUUUGUAUUGUAAGAAGAUGAGGAAAGUUGAGCCUGACUUCAAAGGUUUGUUGAGUUUAGAUGGUAUGUUGUUCCACUGCCCAUAUAGUAAAUUAGUUCAGAAGUCUCUAGCUAGGGUUUGUUUCAAUGAUUUCCUAAAUGCAUCCCCAGAACAACGUGAAGAACAGUUCCCAGGCUUAUCUAAAUUCAGUUCUUACAAAUUGGAAGACACAUACUUUGAUAGAGAUGUUGAGAAAGCAUUCAUGACAUAUAGCCAAGCUCUCUUUGAUGAAAAAACUAAGCCUUCACUGUAUAUUGCAAAGAAUGUAGGCAACAUGUACACACCAUCAUUGUAUGGUGGGCUUGCGUCAUACCUUAUCAGUAAAUCUCCUGAACAAUUGAUUGGGAAGAAGUUUGCAUUAUUUUCUUAUGGAUCAGGUCUUGCUUCAACAAUGUACUCGAUAAACAUAUGCAAUGACAUGAGUGUGGGGUCAAAGUUGGCCAAGUUACUGAGUUCACUGAAUGAUACUGUGUCUUUAUUGAAUGAGCGACAGAAUGUGGAACCUAGCAAGUUUUCUGAUAUCAUGGAUGUAAGAACUAAGAACUACCACACUGCUCCCUACCAACCAUCAGGUUCAGUAGACAUUUUGUUUCCCGGCACAUACUACCUUGUCAACAUCGAUGAUCUUAGAAGACGUUUUUAUGAAAGAAAAGUUUGAGGCAAAUAUUUAUUUUAGAUUAAUUUUGUGUGAAUUGGUGCAGGAGGUAUUUGGUUGUUUUGUUUGAAACUGAUUAAUUGUAGAAUUAUUAGAAAUUAAGACUGUUAUCUAUCUAGUUUGCUGUUUAUGAAACAUGCGUCUCCAAGCUAAUUAACAGUGUUUAUAUAAGUGCGACCUAUUCACCUCGUAAUAAGACAUCAGCUUCAGGAAGCGAGUGUACUUUACACUGUAUAUUUGCACACAAAAUCAAUAAAUAUGAAUGGACAUUACAGUGUUAAUAUCUCUACCAUUAUUUAUGUAUUUUGAAUACAAAAUGUAGUUAUGAAUUGUGAAGGUUUGAAUUUUUAUACGGCUAUAUUUAAAUGGUGUGUGAGGGGUAUAUGAAAAAUGUUUAUAUUGUAAAGCAUGUGUUAAGUUUUUGAUGUUUUAUUCAACAUAAUUAAAUUAAUCAAUUUCAGUAAGUUAUUUUUUAUUUAUUGUAUUGGCCAAGCUCAAAUGUAAACAAAUUUAUUUUGCAUCACACCAAAGCUAAAUAGGAUUUAAUCUAUCAUGAAAAUGUUGAUGUUUUAAUAAUUUCUUAAGCAAUUAAUUAUAUUUAUAUAAGUUGGUAUUUCAUAU
This is a messenger RNA of Spodoptera litura, 2374 nucleotides long. It is a transcript of the gene Hmg-s, whose product is annotated as 3-hydroxy-3-methylglutaryl-CoA synthase. NCBI's taxonomy places the organism in Eukaryota, Metazoa, Arthropoda, Insecta, Lepidoptera, Noctuidae. Gene Ontology annotation, molecular function: hydroxymethylglutaryl-CoA synthase activity. The record is from RefSeq and is a predicted model, not a curated record. Gene Ontology annotation, biological process: acetyl-CoA metabolic process.